UCAAACAGCCAUCAGAAGAGAACCAGGCGAGCGGAGGGAUCGCGAUCAUGAGCCGCGUCUGACGGAUCGCCCUGCCGCGUUCCCCCCCGUUCUGUCGCACACAGCAGCCUCGCCCGUUCUCCUCCAUGAAACACUCUCUCUGGAGCGGCGUGAUCAUGAUGAUGUCGAGCAAGAGCGCGGAAUGGCUUCAGGAUGAGCUGGAGUCCGGCGGGGCGCUUCUGCUGCUCGACUGCCGCACACACGAGCUCUUCGAGUCCGCGCACAUCGAGUCCGCCAUCAACCUGGCCAUCCCGGGGCUCAUGCUGAGGAGACUGAAGAAGGGCAACCUGCCCAUCCGAUCCAUCAUCCCCAACAACGAGGACCAGGAGAAGUUCGUGCGGCGCUGUAAGACGGACACGGUUCUGCUGUACGACGAGGCGACCGCGGACUGGCCGGAGAGCGGCACCUCAGGCUCCGUGAUCGGGCUCCUCAUGCACAAGCUCCGCGACGACGGGUGCAACGCCUAUUACCUGGAAGGAGGAUUUAACAAGUUUCAGACGGAGUACCCGGAGCACUGCGAGACGAACUUGGACUGUUCGUGUCCCAGCAGUUCUCCGCCCUCCUCCGUUCUGGGUCUGGGUGGACUCCGGAUCAGCUCCGACUGUUCUGACGGGGAGUCGGACCGCGAGCCGGGCAGCGCCACAGAGUCCGAGGGAAGCCCGAUACCCAGUAACCAGCCAGCGUUCCCAGUCCAGAUCUUACCGUAUCUCUACCUGGGCUGUGCCAAAGACUCCACCAACUUGGACGUUCUGGGCAAGUACAACAUCAAGUACAUCCUGAACGUGACUCCCAACCUGCCCAACAUGUUCGAACACGACGGGGAAUUCAAGUACAAACAGAUUCCCAUCUCGGAUCACUGGAGCCAAAACCUUUCUCAGUUUUUCCCUGAAGCCAUUUCUUUCAUAGAUGAAGCUCGUUCCAAAAAGUGUGGGAUCUUGGUGCACUGCCUGGCGGGCAUCAGCCGCUCGGUCACCGUCACGGUGGCGUAUCUCAUGCAGAAGCUCAACCUGUCGCUCAACGACGCCUACGACUUCGUCAAGCGCAAGAAGUCCAACAUCUCGCCCAACUUCAACUUCAUGGGGCAGCUCCUGGACUUCGAGAGGACGCUGGGCCUCAACAGCCCGUGUGACAACCGAUCGACCAAUGACCAGCUGUUCUUCACCACGCCGACCAAUCACAACCUGUUCCAGCUGGACCCGCUGGAGUCCACAUGAGCCGGCGGGGCCGUGGGUCGGCGGGGGAGCCACUCGACGGAUGAUUCUGCCACUCGACGAGUGUUUCUGCCACUCGAUGGAUGAUUAUCUCCGGUGUCGGGAGUUUAGAGCCGGGGUUCGGCACACGGGCCCUCGGGGGCCCUCCGCUCCGGUGGAUCUCAGUGCAGCUUUUCUUGCCUUUAUGGAACAGACUGUUCUUCUCUUGUCCCGGUUUGACACCGAGCAGACGCUCAGCGCUUCGCUCACAGGAGGAAGUGUACGUGCCUCGAAGCCUGGCGGCGUGCCGGCUGGGGUUCCUGUUUUCUGCCCGGAAGGGAGUGUAUUGGGGAAUUUUCUCCAAGCUCAGACCCAAGUGGCAUCAGAGGUGCACAAUACAUUCAGUUUCUACAUCUUUGUAUAUUUCCUCGCAGACGUUGUUCAAAGUCGUGACAGAACCAACACAAACAGACAUUGUGAGUCGACAUCCCCCUCUUUAUUUCCCCUCGCUCUACGUUUGCAGUGACCUAAUGCGUUUUGCACAGUGGUGAAGCCUUUCACUUCUUGGCACUUAAAAGCGGUACUCCAACACACACACACACACACACACAUUGAGCGUUCCUGCCAGUCCUAGGCUGCGACGAGGACGACACACACUUAAAGCUCAUUGUUCAUUAAACCGCUAACCACAGAUUGGCGUUUGUGUGUGAGACACGAGUCUACGAGGCCUUGGUGAUUCUCAUUACAGUAUGAAUAUAUUGUAUUAAUUUCUGAAGUAUGUAUUCACUCGAUGUGUUGUGCAUGCGAUCCUCUCG
Rhinichthys klamathensis goyatoka is the source of this 2044-nucleotide messenger RNA. RefSeq names its product dual specificity phosphatase 7 (gene dusp7). Gene Ontology annotation, biological process: negative regulation of MAPK cascade; protein dephosphorylation. Gene Ontology annotation, molecular function: protein tyrosine/threonine phosphatase activity; MAP kinase tyrosine/serine/threonine phosphatase activity. Gene Ontology annotation, cellular component: cytosol; cytoplasm. The record is from RefSeq and is a predicted model, not a curated record. The coding region runs from base 126 to 1253 and encodes 375 amino acids. The transcript has 3 exons. NCBI's taxonomy places the organism in Eukaryota, Metazoa, Chordata, Actinopteri, Cypriniformes, Leuciscidae.